Messenger RNA from Rotaria sp. Silwood1, 1188 nucleotides. NCBI's taxonomy places the organism in Eukaryota, Metazoa, Rotifera, Eurotatoria, Philodinida, Philodinidae. The record is from the annotation of a GenBank genome assembly.
AUGUGGUUCAUUCGAAAAAAUUGUCCAUCAAAUGUAUCUGUUAUAAUAUUCUUAAUAUUAUUUACUAUUAGUUUAUACAUAACAUUUUAUAGAAAGAUAUUUCCUGCAACACCCCAUGCUAAAUUAAAUCAAAUACCAUAUGUUAAAUUACUUGAAAAACCAGAGAUUCAUUUACGUGAAAAACCACCUGUUACACUACCUAAAGUUUCAACAGAAAUUAACAAUUCUUCAAUUGAAUAUCUGGAUAGUCGAUUAGAUUUAACAUCAAAUACAGCGAUAUGUCAAAAAACUGAUUAUUUAAUUAUUUAUAUUUUAUCGACAAUAACUAAUAUUCAACGACGAGAUGUUAUACGUUCAACAUGGGCAUCAAAACAGAGUGGUGUCUGUUUUGUAUUUAUUCUCGGACAAGUUCCAGGUAGAAUAAAUAAUGCUGGUGAAAUUAAUAUUAAAGUUAAUAAUGAAAAAAAGUCAUAUCAAGAUAUUGUUCAAAUAGAUCAUAUUGAAAGUUAUGCAAAUGUUAUUUAUAAAGAAAUGGCUGCUUUACAAUGGUCAUAUCAUUUUUAUCCUGAUAUUCCAUAUUUAUUUAAAACAGAUGAUGAUCUUAUUGUUGAUACAAUUUUAGUAUCAUCUAUUGGUAAAUUACUUUUAACAAAUGCUUCAAAUGAUAAUUCUUUUUUAUUAAAAUAUCGUCCAACACUUAUACCAAACAUAAUAUUAUCUAAUCGAACAACAUUUUUUCGUGGUGGUUGGGCUAUGGAUUAUCAACCAACGCUACGUGGUGGUGGAAAAUUUGGUGUUAGUGAAAAAGUUUGGCCACAUCCUGUACUUCCAGCAUAUUGUUCUGGAUUUGGUUGGUUUAUGUCAAAAUAUAUUCGUGAUCAACUGGUAAAUGUAUCAUAUACAUAUCCAGUACAUAAAACAGCAUGGAUAGGUGAUGUAUUUAUAUCAGGAUUUUUAGCUAAAGCAGCAAAUGUAAAAUGUACAGGUAUUGCAAUUGAUUUUGAUCAAACAGCAUCAGCUAAUUGUUCAUGUUUAAUGGUUAAUAAUCCAAUGUUAACUGUAUGUUCAUCAUCGUUUCAUAUUGGUGGUGGUGGUACAGAAAUGCAAAGACAUAUGGAAUAUCGAAAAGCUUGGAAUGUUAUUCAAUUGCGUCAUAAUUUUACUGAUAACAUAAUUAAUGUUUGUUAA